This is a messenger RNA of Prunus armeniaca (apricot), 426 nucleotides long. NCBI's taxonomy places the organism in Eukaryota, Viridiplantae, Streptophyta, Magnoliopsida, Rosales, Rosaceae. The record is from the annotation of a GenBank genome assembly.
AUGAGGGGAUCAACAAUUCUGCUGUUGCUUGUCUUAGGGUUUAUAGGCCAAAAAAGCAGCUGCAUUGAUAUCUUCCCCGGAAAAAAGCACUUUGUGCGAAUUGUGAACCAGCUCGAGAAGGAACAACUCGACUACCAUUGUCGAUCGGCAGACGAUGAUGUUGGCCUUCGCAGCCUUCUCCCCGAUGGGGAGUGGGAGUUUGGAUUUCGCAAUAACUUCAUCAACACACACUGGGACUGUGAUUUUUGGUACGCAAAUUACAGUGCUCAUUUUCGAGCGUUUGACUGGUAUGAUGAUUUUUUGGAAAAAUGUGGUGGGGCCCACUGCAUAUGGGCGGCCAGAGAGGAUGGAAUAUCCUUGUAUAGCAUCACAGAGAACGAAUGGUAUAUAGAGUUGGGCUGGACAGAAAACAAACCACACCUUUGA